Fomitopsis serialis is the source of this 1132-nucleotide messenger RNA. RefSeq lists its product as uncharacterized. The transcript is spliced from 3 exons. The record is from RefSeq and is a predicted model, not a curated record. NCBI's taxonomy places the organism in Eukaryota, Fungi, Basidiomycota, Agaricomycetes, Polyporales, Fomitopsidaceae. Bases 26 to 661 code for a protein of 211 amino acids.
GUGUGAACUUGAACUACGAGCCGCAAUGUCGCUGAAGAUUGUCGCCACCCUCUUCUCCCUUGUCGCCACCGUCAUUGGGGCGACUGCAGAUGCUCCCGCCUCAGCGGUGCUCGCUGCUCGGGCCGACUGCGACAUCGACGGCGCCGUGCCCUUCUUCCGUGCCUACAGCUCCGCUGACACGGACCACUUCUACACUACCGACUACAGCGAGAUGAAGAACGCCAUCACCAACCUCACCUACUCGUACGAGAGCAACAUGGGCCUCGUCUUCAGGCUCCCGACCGUCUCUACGGCUAUACUUUAUCGCCUCUACCUCCCCACCUCGAUCGAUCACUUCUACACCACCAACCAGAGCGAGGCCAACCACGCGGUCCAGGAACUGGGAUACUUCGACGAAGGUACCUCAGCCUACGUCUUCCAGACCCAGGUUUGCGCAAGCGUUCCGCUAUACCGCCUGUACGACGCGAGUAUCACGGAUCACUUCUAUACUACCAGCGAAUCGGAGCGGGAGAACGCAAUCAAUGUGCUGGGUAUUCGGAUGAGGGGAUCGCGUGCUAUGUCUUGCCGGACCUUUGAUGUUGAAGGUUCAUCGAGCGGAGGCGGGUUUCAACACCCGCCGGCAUCUUGCCUUCGGGAUGCGGACGCUUUUUUCCGACCUUGAAGUUACUUUGCGGUCGCAUUCAGUUCGUAAUUCUCUAACUCGACACACGGUGCAAAUCGUGUUGAGUUCAACUGUCAUUGUCAUAUUUCGACGCUCUUUCUAAGCAGGAAUGGGAGUGUGAGGUGGAUGUGCAUCUGAGUCAAUAUUUUCCUGUCCAGCACGCCGGGUUUCUAAAGAGACGGAUGUGAGCCGUCUCGGUAUCAAGUCCGCUUUCUCACUUUACAAGACCAGCAGCAAUACCCGUCUAGAAUGUCUUAUGCGAAACUGAAAGAUCUACCAGAGGCGACGACAUGAGUGCAGUUACUUCCGCGAGGCCAUUCAAUGCGUUCAUUACCGUCAGACCGAGCUUUCAACGGACCGAGCAGGAAGUGUGUUGUUUACCCUUGGUUUCGACGUAUUCGAACGCUCGUGCGAGUGAAAUCGAGGGGAGGGAGGCAACAGCGAGAGACCUCGAACAACAGUAGUCCGUGC